Mesocricetus auratus (golden hamster) is the source of this 3436-nucleotide messenger RNA. RefSeq names its product solute carrier family 25 member 24 (gene Slc25a24). The record is from RefSeq and is a predicted model, not a curated record. The transcript is spliced from 10 exons. Gene Ontology annotation, cellular component: mitochondrial inner membrane. Lineage: Eukaryota; Metazoa; Chordata; Mammalia; Rodentia; Cricetidae. Gene Ontology annotation, biological process: transmembrane transport. Bases 126 to 1553 code for a protein of 475 amino acids. Gene Ontology annotation, molecular function: ATP transmembrane transporter activity; calcium ion binding.
UGAGCCAGAAGCCUCGCCCCCCCGACGACGUUCCAAAGGCUCUGCGGCUGCCGCCCCACCCAGCCAGGCCUCACCACCCGGAUCGCUCCCGGCCAGGAUCAGCCCGCGGUGACUUUCCCGGGACCAUGCUGCGCUGGCUACGGGCCUUCGUGCUGCCCACCGCCGCCUGCCAGGACGCGGAGCCGCCCACGCGCUACGAGACGCUUUUCCGGGCGCUGGACCGCAAUGGGGACGGAGUGGUGGACAUCGGAGAGCUGCAGCAGGGGCUGCAGAACCUGGGCAUCCCACUGGGCCAGGACGCCGAGGAGAAAAUUUUUACUACUGGUGAUGCCAACAAAGAUGGAAAGCUGGACUUUGAAGAAUUUAUGAAAUACCUGAAAGACCAUGAGAAGAAAAUGAAGUUAGCAUUUAGAAGUUUGGACAAGAAUAAUGAUGGGAAAAUCGAACCGUCAGAAAUUGUCCAGUCUCUCCAGAUGCUGGGUUUGCAGAUUUCUGAAAAGCAAGCCAAGCUGAUUCUUCAGAGCAUCGACUCUGACGGGACAAUGACAGUGGAUUGGAAUGAAUGGAGGGAUUACUUUUUAUUUAACCCCGUUUCAGACAUCGAGGAAAUUAUCCGUUUCUGGAAGCACUCUACUGGCAUUGACAUAGGGGAUAGCUUAACUAUUCCGGAUGAAUUCACAGAAGAUGAGAAAAAAUCAGGACAGUGGUGGCGGCAGCUGCUGGCAGGAGGCGUGGCUGGCGCAGUCUCUAGAACAAGCACAGCACCUUUGGAUCGCCUCAAGGUCAUGAUGCAGGUUCAUGGUUCCAAAUCAAUGAAUAUAUUUGGAGGCUUUCGGCAGAUGGUAAAGGAAGGAGGAAUCCGUUCUCUUUGGAGAGGAAAUGGCACAAAUGUCAUUAAAAUCGCUCCCGAGACAGCUGUUAAGUUCUGGGCUUAUGAACAGUACAAGAAGUUGCUCACAGAGGAAGGACAAAAAUUAGGAACCUUUGAGAGGUUCGUUUCUGGUUCCAUGGCUGGAGCAACCGCACAGACUUUUAUCUAUCCCAUGGAGGUUCUGAAAACCCGGCUAGCUGUAGCCAAAACUGGACAAUAUUCUGGAAUAUACGGUUGUGCCAAGAAGAUUUUGAAGCAGGAAGGCUUUGGGGCUUUUUACAAAGGCUAUGUUCCCAACUUACUAGGCAUCAUUCCUUAUGCAGGCAUCGAUCUCGCCGUGUAUGAGCUUUUGAAGUCUUAUUGGCUGGAUAACUUUGCAAAGGACUCUGUCAACCCUGGAGUGGUGGUACUGCUGGGCUGUGGGGCUCUGUCCAGCACCUGUGGGCAGCUGGCCAGUUACCCCCUGGCUUUGGUGAGGACACGCAUGCAGGCACAAGCCAUGGUGGACGGGGCCCCACAGCUGAACAUGGUUGGCCUUUUCCAGCGAAUAGUCUCUAAAGAAGGAGUGUCAGGCCUCUACAGAGGAAUCACCCCAAACUUCAUGAAGGUGCUCCCCGCUGUUGGCAUCAGCUAUGUGGUAUAUGAAAAUAUGAAGCAGACUCUAGGAGUUGCUCAGAAGUGACACACCCGAGCCUUCUUUUCCACAAUAACCAAAGCUGUCAGCACUCUCCAGUGACAUCUGGGAAGAGAGACACUCAGAAUCACUGCAAGCAUUUGGGCUUAGUUUUAUAUCUUCAGUAAUGUUCCAAAAUCACAGUUUCAAUAAGUGUUGAAGGAGCCACAAAAUUGUACUUUAUAUUUGCUGAUAAAGAACCGUGCCUUGCACCCUAAAUCUGAAAAUGUGCUUGUUUAAGCUGAAAUCAUUUUGUGUGGUAGAAUUAUAAAUCACUGAUCUUUGUUCCGAUUGGUUCAGGUUUAUGUCAAUUUGUUUAUACCCAAUUAAAAAAAACAAAAAAACAAAACCAAAAUGAUUAGAAAGCCUUGGAACUUAAAUUGUUCUAUAUAUUUUGCAUGUUUUUAUAGAUGUAAAACAUCUAUACAAACAGGAAUAUUAGUGGGGGAAAACCACUGUAUUUAAAAUCAGUCUUUCACAGUUUAUAUCCUCAUCUGUAAGCAGAGUAGGGAUGAAUUAUAGUGACAAGGUUUGCACGUGGAGGAGCAGUGAGACACUGUUCACCUCAGUGGGUCCUCUUCUGUGCUACUUGCAUUGCUCUUUGGUCCCAAUUUUAGACGUUGAUUGUCAGGUUGUUAAACUAUCGAUACGAGUUAUUUGGUAAAUCCUAUUUAUUCUGCCAUUGCUUUUAAAAAUCAUCAGUGAACAGAACUGUUGACUUGUACCAUUUCCCAGAGAGUGUCCUGGUUUUGUUCUUUUUUUAAUGUUUAAUCUCUGAAUCAAAUUCUCUUAAUCAGGAAGGCUCCCAGGACCUUCUUAGAGAUCUGAGACUGCUCUUUUCAUGACUUGAGUGUUAAUUUCAGGUAAAUGACACCCUCACUUCACUCUCACGGUUGAAGUCCUUCGAAGCUGUGCUUCUCAGUGGGGUGACACAAAGCACCAGCACCGUUGGCCUGUAGUGCAUGUUCACCUUCUGUGUGUGAAUGAGAGGCUCAGUCUGGGAACAUACACAGCCACCCACAUUGUCACUUGCCUCAAGAUUUAGGAAGAUGGCAAGAAAUUUGUAAUAUCGACAACGCUUAACUUUUUUUUACUAAAGAUGAUUUUGUAGUAAAUUAUAUUUUAUUAGAACUUAGAGAGAUUCUUAUUUCUUCUAUAAGAAGAUAUUUGAUAGUCUUAGCUGGGCAGUGGUGGCACAUGCCCUUAGUCCCAGCACUUGGGAGGAAGAGGCAGGUGGAUCUCUGAAUUCAAGGCCAGCCUGGUCUACAUAGUGAGUUCCAGGACAGCCAGUGCUACACAGUGAGACCCUGUCUCAAAAAACCAUAUAUACUCUUAACAUUUUAAGAUUUAGCUUAUAUACUCAUUUGGUUUCUUGUAAUUUGUUAUAAUUACUUUCGAAAAAAAUCUAGUGAAAUGGGAAUCAUUGACUUUAGCCUACCUCUUUUAUUUUUUGAACCGAAGAGAAAAGAUGAACUUGUGUUUAUGAAACUCAUUCUAAAAUAUAGUUUGGUUUGUAUUACUGAUGCCUGCUCUUGUCUCAGUAUUUUUAUACUAUGUAAGGAAAGGAAUGGACUUUCCUUUGUCUUCAGGGUUAUGGUACUUUUGAGUAAUACAUAGAAUGACAAUUCCUUUUUACUCAUAAUGAUUAUGGAAAUAAAUAAUUCUUUUAAUGUUUUUUGGAAUUUCAAGCUGAUGAAAACUAUGAAGAUAUUCAUAGUUCAUUAUGACAUUAAAAUGUCCUCCCCACAUUGAACAUGUGUAAAGUAUGACUGAUUUAUGUGUGCACCUUGUAUCUUUUGGGGAAAAAUGCCUCUUGCUGAAGACAGCUUAUUUCUGACAGUGCUACACAGUUACUGCUAAUGUGUAUUAAAGGUAUAUGUCUGUUUCUAAAA